Molecule: messenger RNA, 3043 nt
Organism: Lindgomyces ingoldianus
Lineage: Eukaryota; Fungi; Ascomycota; Dothideomycetes; Pleosporales; Lindgomycetaceae
Exons: 2
Coding region: 83-2854 (923 amino acids)
Source: RefSeq, a predicted model, not a curated record
CCUCCCUUGAGCCGCAAAUACUCACGCACAUUCCUUCUAGCGACCACUCAGUCUUCUCAGUCGUAUCAACGCCGGCUUUGGAAUGAGCCCACGCAAGAAGUCGAAGCCGAACCCCAAGGCGGCCGUCGACACCACUCCCGGUCUCCGGAGCUCCGCGGCGACCGGUGCUUCGAAUACCGCCUCAGACAUACCGAGCCCUAGCGAAAUACCCCAGAACGCGCCCUCGAAUAAAUCGGUAGCCGAGUCCGGUAUCACUUCGGAUGGGACCUCAACACAUGAAAGCUCUAGUCUCCAGACGCUGAACAAGAAGCCCAGUCGGAAGUGGCUGGGGGGCACCGGAAGCUGGCGGUCAAAGGCGCCGGCAAUAGCUAAGAUUGCUAAAGAGAGCAUCGGUGUGAGUCGAGGAGCCACGGCAGAGCUGCCCGGAGAGCAUGCCAAGAGCCCGAAAGAGCAGGAGCAGUCCCCCAAGAAGUUUCUCUCGAAGCGCAAAUCGAGUAAAGGCGAUGCAAUACCAGCAGCCAUGACCAAGCUAACCGUCUCUUCAGACGGCUCGGUGGGCGACCCCCAAGGUGUGCAGUCGGGUGCGACGCCGAUGGAUCCUGCAGAUCCUCCACCACCCACUAUUGAGGAGCCACCCUUCCCCCCAGAUCCCCAGAAGAAGGAACCGAACAGCCAAGCCACAAGCACAUUCGGAUGGCGGAGCUGGUGGUCACGGCCCGACGGGUACGACUCUGCUCAGGUAAAAGAGGGUAACGCGCAGAAUGACACCGACGAGGCACAGAGGACCCCACUGCCAGGUGCGACGCCAUCCGAAGAUGCGGAUACCAAGUCGAAGGAGCUCGGGAAUAGUACUGCACCUGAUCAGUCUUCGGAACAAACAAUGGACGUUCAGGCUGCGUCAGAAAUGGUUAAGGAUGCUAGCGCAGGAACAGGAAACGUAUCAAGUACGUCGUGGUUCUGGUUAUGGAGUAGUGGGCAGAAUGCGCAGACAAACCCAUCCCCCACAGCAUCCCAAGCUGGGGAUUCAUCUCCGGGGCCGGUUUCUACUGCUCUGGUCGCGCCCGUAGAGUCCCCGAAACAACCAGAAAUGCUCGUAGAGGCACCACUAGUUGCACAUAAAGAGACACUAGAAGACCCACCAAAGCCAUCUGGUUGGGCCUUUUGGAUAAGGCAGAACCCUAAGGUGGAGAGCAAUACAGCGGCGAGCUUGCCCCAUAAACAGGUUGGGGAGGUAGCAGUAUUCGAUACGCCUUCCCAAUCCAAUCCAGAAGCAGCUCAAUUCAAUGAGCAGGAGGAACAGGCCAAUGACCAAACAAGCCAAAAGAAUCCUCUAAAGCAGCUUGUACCCGAGGCAGCGCCUGCGCCAAAAAAAUCCUUCAUGAGCCUCCGCGGACGCACGAAGGCUAAAUCUUCCCCAACCGACACCCCUAUCGAGACACCAAGCUCCAGCAUGGCCACCACACCCUCUAACGCAUCACCCAGUCACUCUUCAGCCCACACCGAGACGGCACCUGCAGCACAGCUAGCACCCAACCAUCCAGCAAAGACGAAAGAACAGCCCAAUAACAUCAUUCUCCCCGAAUUUAACCACACGUAUCGGCUUGUGCAAAGGCCGUCUUACUGGCAACAGAUCCGUCAAUAUUUCCUCGGUGGCGAAUCAGCCCAACCGCAUCUACAUAUCAAUCCUGCCCCCCCUCGAAUUCGGAAGGCUGUAGCCAUUGGAGUUCACGGCUUCUUCCCGGCCGCCAUGUUCCAGAAGAUCCUCGGACAACCCAAAGGCACGUCUGUGCGUUUCGCGAACGCCGCUGCUGCGGCAAUAGAGGAAUGGACACAGGCUCGGGGUUACUCGGCGGAAAUAGAGAAAGUGGCCCUGGAAGGUGAGGGCUUCAUUGCCGACAGGGUGAAGACGUUGUGGACAUUGCUGGUUAAUUGGAUGGAGCACAUCAAAGCCGCCGACUUUGUUCUUGUCGCAUGUCAUUCUCAAGGCGUUCCCGUUGCUAUCAUGCUAGUGGCCAAGCUGAUACAGUUUGGUUGUGUGGGCACGGCCAGGAUUGGCAUCUGUGCCAUGGCAGGCGUGAAUAUGGGGCCUUUUAUUGAGUACAAGACGAGGUAUCUCGGACCUACGGCAGCAGAAUUGUUCUCAUUCUCAGACCCCAAGAGUCUGGUUAGUGAGAUGUACCUUGGUGCACUUGACGAAGUUCUCCGAAAUGGCGUCAGGAUCCUCUACAUCGGUAGCAUCGAUGACCAGCUGGUCUCACUGGAGUCCUCCACCUUCUCAACCCUCUCCCAUCCCUACAUUUACCGUGCUGUCUUCGUUGAUGGCCGUAUACACGCACCUGACUUCCUAACCCACCUCGUCGGCUUCGCGCUCAAGCUGCGGAACCUCGGGCUUCCGGACCACGGACUCGUCCGCGAGCUCUCCCCUGCGCUAGCAGGCUCGCUCUACGUCGGAGAAGGCCAUUCCCGCGUCUACGAGGAUCCCCGAGUUUACUCCCUUGCUGUCUCCCACGCCCUCGAAACAACCUCUCUACCCAUCCAAACCGCGGCGCCGCGACCCUCGACAGCCGUUAGUUUGGCGGGAAUCAAUAUUCCUGUUCCAGGGGCUAAGGAAAAUAAGAAGGAUCCGUAUGCGUUACGGGUGAAGGAUUAUGAGAAUGGGGGAGGGAGUAGUGCGAAUCAGAAUCCGUAUUUUUUGCCAUGGGCGAUGCGCGGGCUGUUGGAGGAAGAAUUCGUGAAGAAGGAGUUAGGGCGCGAGGUGGAGGGUUUAUUGGGGAUGUUUGAGGAGUGGAAACCUGUGAAGAAAGAGCUGAGAGAUGUUAAGUUCAGGCUUGAGGGCGUUAGGAGUAAGCUUUGAGUCUGAUUUAGGCUUAGGUGGUUUUGGAUGAUGUUUGGUGGGUACUUGGAGUUUCGCCAGCGCGAUGCGUGGCUAGGGCUGUCGUUGGCGAGGGGUUGGUUCUCUGGGCCUCUCUGAGCGGGGCGUGCAUGGUGUUCGGAUUGAUAUUCACGAUACCUAUCUAGACCAUCUGAGAUAUAUGCAUUCCGC